Molecule: messenger RNA, 3673 nt
Organism: Rhopilema esculentum
Lineage: Eukaryota; Metazoa; Cnidaria; Scyphozoa; Rhizostomeae; Rhizostomatidae
Product: glutamate--cysteine ligase catalytic subunit
Biological process (GO): glutathione biosynthetic process
Cellular component (GO): glutamate-cysteine ligase complex
Molecular function (GO): glutamate-cysteine ligase activity
Source: RefSeq, a predicted model, not a curated record
AUGGGUCUUCUCACAUUCAAUGGAGAAAAUCUUUCAUUUUCUGAGAUCAAGAAAUAUACUGACUACGUUAAAAAACACGGCAUCAUUCAGUUUAUCAACACGUUCCACCGAGUCAAGAACAGGACAUACGAUACACUAAAGUGGGGAGACGAGAUGGAGUAUCAAAUGCUUGCUUUUGAUCACGAGAAUAAAACAGUUAAACUGGUUCUCAAAUCCUCAGAAAUUUUGCCAAAAUUGCAGAAAGAAGAAAAUGAAAACCCAGGGAAAACAGAGACGGCGUAUCGUUUGGAAAUGGGUGAAUUCAUGAUUGAAUCAAGCCCUGGUCAACCUUACGGUGGUUGCAUGAGACAUUUCAACAGAAUCGAGGCAAAUAUGAAACUGAGGCGCAAAGAAAUCCAGGCUUUGCUAGGCCACAAUGAAAUCGUUUUGCCUUUGUGUGUUUUUCCAAGGCUUGGCUGCCCAGAUUUCACAUCACCGCAUUUGGAGGUGAACCCGGAAACGAACCCAGUCAUGAAGUCAAUUUACAUUCCAGAUGCAUGCAUAACCCAGAUGCAUCCGCGAUUCAUGAACUCAGCAAGCAAACUGAUGCAGCGAAAAGGAGAAAGAAUUACCCAGAACAUUCCAAUUUACCGUGAUUUGAACACUCCAGACCCUUUCUUGGAGACGUUUCGACACGACGACGGUCAAGCUGCCAGAGAUUCCCGGCCCAAUCACGUUUAUUUAGACAAUGUCCUUUUUGGCUCUGGCAUGUGCUGCACGCAAGUGACGCUUCAAGGGUGCAAUAUCGAUGAAGCCAGGGCUCUGUAUGAUCAGCUGGCUGUAUUGGCCCCAAUUAUGCUAGCCUUGUCUGCCGCUACCCCAGCGACAAAAGGGUAUCUUCUGAACACUGACUGCAGAUGGGGAAUCAUUUCUGGCGCCGCAGACGACAGAACCGAAGAGGAACGAGGGCUCAAGCCUCUGAAAGAAAACAAAUUUCAGAUAAGAAAAUCACGUUUUGAUUCUAUUGACAUGUACAUAUCACCAGAAGGCGCCAUGUACAACGACAUUCCAAUUGAUUAUGAACAAGAACACAUGGACACGCUGCUAAAGGCUGGAAUCGAUCAGCAACUUGCUACACAUAUCGCCCACUUCUUCAUCAGAGAUCCAAUCUCAUUGUUUUCUGGCAAUAUCUACGUGGAUGAUGAAAACGAGCUCGAACAUUUUGAUAACAUUCAAUCGACAUGUUGGCAAACGAUUCGAUUCAAGCCACCACCUCCUGGAACCGACAUGGGAUGGAGAGUCGAAUUUAGGCCAAUGGAAGCGCAGUUGACUGACUUUGAGAAUGCUGCGUACACGGUUUUUGUUGUCCUCAUGACCAGAGUUAUCCUUUCCUUCAACUUGAACAUGCUGGUACCAAUCUCAAAGAUGGAAGAAAACAUGAAAAUUGCAUUGAAAAGAGAUGCAGCUCACAAAGGAAAAUUUUACUUCAGAAAAAAUAUUGAAAAAUGUUUUGAUGAGAAUUUCAAUGACUGCGGCAACAGUGACUACGAGUUAAUGAGCAAUGACACCAUUAUCAACGGCAAGGAAAACGAAUUCCCUGGGCUCAUACCUUUGAUAAAUUCCUAUUUGGACCACAUUGAUGUUGACAUUGACACAAGAUGCACCAUCAGCCAAUACUUGCGGCUCAUUUCUAAGCGAGCGUCAGGAAAGUUAAUGACAACAGCCAGUUGGAUAAGAUCAAAAGUCCGGGGUCACCCAAACUACAAAUUCGAUUCAGUGGUGUCAGAUGAAAUCGUUUACGACCUUCUUCAAGAAGCAUCAAAAAUUGCAGUAGGUCAGGCAGGCAGCGCAGAGCUUCUCGGGGCUCCAAUCAGCAAAACAAGCUGCUAUCUUCCUGAUAAAUGCAAAAAGAUGCAAGAACAUAUCGAUGAAUUUUCAAAAAUCAUGAAAAUUACAAAACACAGUGGAAGAAUCACUGGUGCUCAGUGUUAAAGGAAAAUUUUUAAAAUGACAAUCACAAUUUUUGAUCGGUUUUAUUAUGUUUGGGGAAAUUAAUUUGAACAAUAAGAAAUGUAUUUAAGAGAAUUUUUUAGAUUGUCUUAAUCAUUCUUUAUCGACAAAGAUAUACAGCCGAAUCUUUUGCCACAUUACAAAUGUUAACAGGUCUGCUAAGUAAAGGCCUUUGAAUGCCCGCACGCAAUUUGAUCAUCCCGGUGCGACAACAAAGUUCAAUGCUGUUGUUGUUGUUUUAAAAUUUUUCUCAUGCUCAUGGCAAAAAAUGCUUAAAUUCUGUAGGUAAAACCAAAGAAAAUCUAUUGAAAACAUUAGGAAAAUACAACAAUGUGUUUCAUUUUCCAGAAGGGUCUGUUUCAAAGCCUAUGUCCUUCUUUCUCAGUAAAGCAUGAUAGAAAACAGUUUUCUUCCCAGCACUCUCUUUUUAGACUUAUUGAAGACUGGAAAACAGAACUGGAAAGGAACAAACAUAUUGGUGCUGUCGAAAUGGAUUUAUCAAAAGCCUUUGACUGUCUACCAAAAAACCUGCUUUUAGCAAAACUACAUGCCUAUGAUGUAGAUAGAAAUUCUCUUUUACUUAUACAAAACUAUCUGUCCAAUAGAAAACAAAGAGUCAGAGUUAAAGGUCAUUAUAGCUCCUGGGGUAAAAUUGGACAAGGAGUGCCACAGGGAUCAAUACUUGGACCUCUACUUUUGAAUAUUUUUCUAAACGAUAUUUUUACAGCCUUACUGAAGAGCCUUAAUGCAAUUUUCCUGAUGACAACACGAUAUCUGUCACUGAAACAAAUACUGAUGAACUAUUGAACUUGUAAAAAUUAACACUUAAAAAUGUCUUGAUUGGUUUAAAUCUAAUGAAAUGAUUGCAAAUCCCUCUAAAUGUCAAGUUAUCACAAUCGGCAGCAAAGAUAAAAGCAUAAAGAGUUUGAAAUUGACGAAGAAUUUGCAAUUAAAAUAGAAAAAAACGUUACUUUUCUUGGUGUUCAGAUCGAUAAAAAUUUAAAGUUUGAUGCAGUUACAAUCAUCUAACUCUAUUGUUAUCGAGUGAGGCAAAAUCACUCAUGCGGUAAAAGGGCAAAAAGACGAUUCCGCAUAAGGGCUCAGUAUUGGAAAUUCCGAAGCUGGCAAACGAAACCAAAAUUUUUGAGAAUCUAUUUAAUUUAGGAAUGUAACUUAUAAUUUGUCAGCUUACCGUAUGCAUUUAGAAGGUUUUAAGCCAUAAUUCUUGUUUGUACACGGGUUUUGAGAAUUUUAAAAUUUUUUUUUACCGUGGCGUUGAUAAGGGCACUCUGGUUUGGAGAAUAUCUAUAUUUCUAGGAAGAUUAUUUUUGGGCUUAUUUACAAAAAUGUCGCGCUUAUACAAAAAUCUUGUGUUAAUUUUUUAUCGUAACUUCAAGGAACCGUGGUAAAAGAGGUCAUUUUCAAUCCUGAUUCAGCCAGGCCCCCUUCCUACAACAUCCUCAUGUCCGUAAAUAAAAGUCUGAUUUGCUGGUGAAUGUUAGAGAGAAGGUCUCGUCAUAGGAAAAACUUGAAAUGGAUAGUUAUCAUAAAAUUUUUCACGCCUUACAUCUGAAAUUUUCACCCGAAGUCAUAUGCAGGGGGUUGCUGAAGUAGGGGAGUGUUCAUUUAAAAAGUUGUCAUAAUGAUAUAAGAGUACUUGCUCACAUCUACCCUUUUAUUUAAA